Ordospora pajunii is the source of this 186-nucleotide messenger RNA. RefSeq lists its product as uncharacterized. The transcript has a single exon. The record is from RefSeq and is a predicted model, not a curated record. The coding region runs from base 1 to 186 and encodes 61 amino acids. NCBI's taxonomy places the organism in Eukaryota, Fungi, Microsporidia, Ordosporidae.
AUGGAUCACACAUACUACACAGAUGCGUUCCUUGAUGCAUCACUUCCAGAUCAUAUACAAAUAGAGCUGACAUCAAAGUCACUGGUGGAUCUGAAGGAUGAAGAGAUGGACGAGAUACCGAUCCCUGCAGAAAGGAAAACAGAGUUCCACAUUGAGUUUGGACUCACAAACAAUAAACCAAAAUAA